Messenger RNA from Nelumbo nucifera (sacred lotus), 761 nucleotides. The record is from RefSeq and is a predicted model, not a curated record. Lineage: Eukaryota; Viridiplantae; Streptophyta; Magnoliopsida; Proteales; Nelumbonaceae.
UCUCAUCACAGAAACAUCUGCAUGUUCUCUGGAGGAACCUAUUUAAUCACCUGAGAAGUCUGCAUUUAAUGCUCUUGGUACAAAUACUAGCUACUACCCCCUCGACACACAAUACGCAAACUAAACGCUUAAGGUUAUCAUCAACCGACAAUUACCUUUAUCACCAUGUCUAUCAUGUCUUCUCUUCUUCCUUUCCUCCUAUUAUGUUUAUUCAUUCUGCAUGCAUGCAAAGCUCGCCAUCUCGGGGUCAUUCACAACGACUCAGCUGGACAAGCUCACCUUUCUUCUAGCAAGGAAGCAGAAAAAGCAAGAAAAAAUAAGACUUGGGUUUCAUCAGAAUUUAAGCCUUACCGGUCACGGGAGCUUCGAGCAGGACAACAAAAUCUGACAGUCGGCCAUGGAAGAAACAAAGCUGAUGAGAAUGGAGAUGUUGGAAGUAGUCAGAGGCCAAAGGAUCAAAAGGUCCUCCUUAACAAGGUCAGAGGAAGGAGGACACGAAAGACUACUACUUCAGGUGUUGCAGAAAACAGCUCUCUUGGUUCGGUUUCAUGGCGGGUACCUCAUGAGAAACAGAAAAAGCAUCCUGGGUUUGACCAAGACUAUGCUCCACCCAAAACACACCCUCCCACUCACAACUGAUGAACCAUGUCCCCCAUAUUCUUACUUGUCACCUUUCUUUUUCUCUGUCACUGAUGAUGUAUCUUGUUAUAUUUAACAUCCUAAAACUCUGAAAAACAUUAUAUAUAUGAUGUAGAACAGGA